Aethina tumida (small hive beetle) is the source of this 1445-nucleotide messenger RNA. Its product is annotated as short/branched chain specific acyl-CoA dehydrogenase, mitochondrial. Gene Ontology annotation, molecular function: acyl-CoA dehydrogenase activity; flavin adenine dinucleotide binding. The transcript has 8 exons. Bases 122 to 1369 code for a protein of 415 amino acids. NCBI's taxonomy places the organism in Eukaryota, Metazoa, Arthropoda, Insecta, Coleoptera, Nitidulidae. Gene Ontology annotation, cellular component: mitochondrion. The record is from RefSeq and is a predicted model, not a curated record.
CUCAGUAUUAAAUCUGUUUUCGUCACAACAGCAGCAAUAUCUUGCUCAAUAAUUAUAAUCUCAAGAACAUAAUAACUUUUUUAUCAUACGUACGCAGUUCAAGCGGCUAGUUUAUUAUAAAAUGAAUGUUAGAAAGGUUUUAGGCAAGUGUUUAAAUAGAAAUGUACUAUUUAAUGCAAAAAUUUUGCCGAAUCAUUGCCAAUAUUCUACAGAACAUAAAGCUUUAACAACUCUGUCAGAAGAUGAAUUGACCAUGAAGAACACUGUUGCCAAACUGGCACAAGAACAAAUUGCCCCAUUUGUACGUGAAAUGGAAAAAAAUGGAAGAUUUACAGAUAGUGUUAUUAAAACCUUAUUUGAAAAUGGGCUCUUGGGUAUUGAAAUUGACACAGAAUAUGGAGGAUCGGGUUGUAAUUUUAUGACUACCAUAUUAACUGUUGAAGAAAUAGCUAAAGUGGAUCCAGCUGUAGCAGUAUGGGUCGACAUCCAAAAUACUCUAGUCAACGCAGUCAUUAAGAAAUUAGGUACCAAAGAACAAAAAGAGAAAUACUUACCUCAACUUGCAACAAAUAUGGCCGCAAGUUUUGCAUUAACUGAAACUGGAUCUGGAUCUGAUGCUUUCGCUUUGAAAGCAACCGCCAAGAAAGACGGCACCGAUUACAUACUCAACGGCUCUAAAAUGUGGAUCUCAAACUCGGACAUCGCCGGUCUAUUUCUAAUAAUGGCUAACGCCAACCCAUCCGCCGGUUAUAAAGGUAUAACUUGUUUCUUAGUGGAUGGUGACAGUCCAGGACUUCAAGUUGCGAAACCCGAAAAGAAACUGGGAAUAUGCGCGUCCGGAACUUGUAUGGUGAAUUUGGACAACGUGCGUGUUCCGGAAUCGUCGAUUCUGGGUGAAUUGGGGCAAGGGUAUAAAAUUGCAGCAGGCUUUUUAAACGAGGGUCGAAUCGGAAUCGCCUCGCAAAUGCUUGGAUUGGCUCAAGGUUGCUUCGACGCCACCAUACCAUACACUUUGGAAAGGCAACAGUUUGGCAAACCCAUAUUUAACUUCCAAGCGAUGCAACAUCAAAUAUCAGAAAUUGCCACGCAAAUUGAAUGUGCCAGGUUGUUAACGUACAAUGCGGCAAGGCUAGUUGAGGAGGGCGUACCUUUUAUUAAACAGGCAGCAAUGGCUAAAUAUUACGCAGCUGAAGUGGCGCAACGGACUUGUAUAAAAUGCAUAGACUGGAUGGGUGGAGUUGGUUUCACCAAGGAUUUUAUUCAGGAAAAGUUUUAUAGGGAUUGCAAGAUUGGUAGCAUCUAUGAAGGAACUUACAAUAUGCAACUGAACACUAUCGCAAAGUUCAUACAGAAGGAAUAUGAAAAUUAAUUUUGUAAAAAUUAUUGACUCUAAUACCCAGAGGAAUGAUUUCCCUGAUAACUGAACAAAUAUAUUUUGUUACAAU